CCAGUCGCGUAUUGUCAAUCAUGGCGCGAUCGAUCAUUCAUUCUUGGCUACAACACACGUGUCAAUCACGCUUUCGUUUUCUCGAUUGAAUGAAAAAUCAAAUACGUUCUCUUUCUCCUCGUUGUGUUUAAAGUAUUAAAUUUUUAUGAUAUUUACGGUAUUUACAGUAAAACUAUUUUUAAAAAAAGAAAGAAGCAGACUUAAACAAACAUUCAGAUCGGCUUUCGAUAUUAUCUCCAGUAUAAAACAAUUUCAUCGUAAUGUAUUACGUAAUUCCUUUAAUGCUACUUUAUUUCUCAUCGCAACAAAAAACACGUGCGACAAGUCAUAUAUCAUGUAGGGUAUUGCGACACUAGAUGAGAAUAUUAUAGAUAAGUAUCUAUAGCCUCUGUGUAACUAGAUACACAGUAAAACAUGUUCUAUAACAUUGAUACGGGUGGAAUGUUACGGAGUAAUAUAGAAGUGCCGUUUAUGUUGGUCCACCGGUAGAUUGAGAAUGCAUACACGGAAAUAUGCUCGCGAAAGGUCUUUGCGCUGAAUAAUUUAAAACCAGGUGAUCGAUUCUCAGGUGAGCCGCAGAGAGACGCGACAAACGCCUCCUUCCAGUCGACCUCAUUUAAGAUUCGAUCGAAUCGCGUAAUUACCCUGCACGAUAUCGAUGCGCAUUUUCUCCGACAUUACGUAUAUAUGGAAUUAUCUAUUUAUAAACUUGUAAGUUUCUAUUUAAAAAAUUGGUUAUAAGAGAACUUCUCUAUUUUGCAAAUAUGUAUAUUAAUCCAAAAUUUUUUCACUUCGGACGCUCUCUCGGGAAUUAUUUAUGUUAGCUUUAGUCCUCAAAGAAUUCUCGAUUGCCUCUGUUUAUCGAGACACACAUCUUCAAUUUAAUCAAGUAACAAUUACUUUGCGAAUCUAAUUUUGCUUUAUGAAAAAUGCAUAGACAUGUGAGACAAUUAUCGCAGAAAUCGCCCGUGUUUUCCUACCGAUCGAUACGAAAAAUUAAUGUCGAUUCGAGUUGCGUGAUUCCCUGCGAACGGAUAGGCCGGCGCGUGUGCAUAUUAUGCAUUGGUGGAGAACCGCAUAAAACAGAGGCGCCACACCGUCUAAGCCGCUGUCUGGCGCUCGAUAAAACUACAUUGUGAGCCGCAUUUUUGUUACUCCCUCGCUUGCAUUUCGUCGGCGUUUCCAUGUUCCCUCAUUCUCGCCUCCUUCUAUUCCACAGUUAAGCUGCCACAUGUUGCGAAGGUCGGUUAACGAAACUGUGUCACAAAUAUCGCGGCAGUUUUCAUUUCGCGUUACGAAUCGAAGAGAGAACUAAUUCUCAUAAAGAAUAUUCUGUAUCACAAGAAUAUUAUCAGGAGAGUCUUGAUCAUGACGUCAUUGUAACGCCAAUGUAGAAAAUUCAGAGAACAAAUUACAUGGUACAUUUGCGGAAGAUAAAACAUUUUAUGUGGUUCUUGGAGGAAACAUAUGCUUCGAUAUUAGAAAGGACACGUAAAAGUUUAUGACUGAAAAGGUUAUAGCAGUUUCUUUUUAGAACAGCCACCAGAAAUUGUUUUCAGCAGAGAAAGAGAGAGAUAGAAUGAAAAAGAGAGACCCACACGAUCAUAAAGUAUCAAUGUAAAUAAAAGUCAUGUAGUUUCAUAGUUCCUAUUUUUUUUUUAGAUUACAAUUGAAGAAAUACGUAAAAUAAAAACAAAGUUAAAUAAAGACAUCACGCUUGGUAUUGUCGAUCAUUUUAAUGGAGCGCAGUGGAAACAGACGGUUGUCGACCUAGUUUUAUCGUUACACAUAGACCUCUUAGGAACUCUUUACAUUGCAGGCCAUCACACUCGCAACGCAUGUACAUACAUACAUACAUGCAGCCCACAUUAGGUGAAUGCAGCUGGGAAUUAUUAUGUUUUAAACUUCCGUGUUUCAAUCUUCCAUCGUUUUAACCUACUUUAGUUUCAACUAUGAUUUUGUUAUAAUCCCUCGGACUUUGACUAUCUUUGAAGUUUUCCUAGGAAAUUGAUUGAUAUCUUUAUCGCUUUAUCAGUUCGGUUUUCUUUCAAUUUAGAACGAAAGUUUGCAAAAGAUAUAAUUGAAUUCAGUUUAAGAACUUUUAUAUAAAUCUUGAAUCUCUCAAAAUGAAGAAAGAAACGAACAUCAAAUGUCGUAUUCCAAAGUUUGUAUUCUGAUGUUCUUUCUAAGUUGCAUCGUCGUCCGACGAUUCGUGAGAUAUUUCAAAAAAUCGUAAUCAGCUGGUCGGGAUUGGAUCAAAACCUGCCAUCUCUGUAAAUCACCCUGCAUCCUCCCUGAGACAUUCUUCUUCGUCGUGGUACAUGACGUCAAUUGCGGUAACGCGCACGACAGUCCGUUGCAGUCCGACGACGCGCAGUCGCGCGGUGCCGCGAUCAAUGCGCGAGGUCUUCGCGCGAGGGUCUCGUCGGCGCAUAUUGCACGAGGACCGCAACAGAACAUGCGCGCGGGUGGACUCGUCCUGCGGCAAAAAGGAGAGACUCGCGCGCGUGUGAAAACCUCUGACGUGGAGCACACCGAUGAUGUAAACUCGCGCUCGUACUUUUGUGUGGUACAGGAUUCGAUGAAUUCGCGAUUCUGCGAGCCGGCGACGUAAGGAGUCGAUGUGGAAAGGGCCAAAUCAAAGGGCCUGCUCGUGUUUGUGAUGUGAAUGUUGGUUCUUACGACGCACCAAUUCCGCAAGAUGUAGAAGGCUAGACAAAGAAUGUCAGCCGCUUAACUUCUUUUGGUGGUUGAAACACUUGGAGGUCCAUUCUAAUCGAUAAAAAGCUGUCACCGUUAAAGUAAUUACCGUUUCCCAUUCACAGUAGAUAUACGAGUGCUGUGGGAUUUAUUAGUAAAAGUGUAAUCAGCUUGCAUAACAGCCUGUGUUACGACAAUAAUGACAUGCACGUUUUGAACAUUUUUAUUCGACGUAUCUUAUCAGCAUGUUAGUAAACGUAGGAGUGAUCUUACAUCUAUACAAGAUUGUUGAGAAAUACUAAGAAUCUCUGACAAUUGAUUUAUAUAGACUCUAAACAGCUGGUAAAUCAUCGUCGGGUUUCCUCUAAUUUACUCGAGCGCGUAUAAACAGCGUGUUUAUUUACUGGCGAGCGCCAAUUACGUUUCUGACAGCGUAAGAUGAACAAGUACACGUAGACAAUCAAUUGGCGAACGAUUAAUUUAAUCGGAGCAAGAUGCCGAAGCCAGUUCCGGUGGAGAACCUGGUGAUUCCGCCGCAGGAUAACCGCAUCUGCGGUACGAUCUGCAUCUGCCAGAUGACGAUGGUGCUAUCCUCGGUCGCGUUAGUGUAUCUGACCGUUGCGAUCUACAUGCCAAGUGGACGGGCGUUUGUAUCGGGCAUCAGCGAGGUGCCCGUGAUGUGCACGACAAUACGAGCGGUGAAUGCCGACAAUUGCGAUUGGGGUAGCUGUGGCGAGUGGUGCCUGUCCAAGACCUCUGGACCUUGCGUGCAGAUUCACGUGAACCUACGCAGAAACGGAUCCACGAUCCUACUGGCGAACUGUACGAAUACUACGAACAAGACGUGCUACGGUAUUGAUCAGGAGAACGCGAAGAAGUCAAAGUGUAUCGCGGACGAGUGCCGAAAUUUGACCGGCACGUUUAACUGCUCCGCGGGCACCUGCAUCAACAUCACCGACGCCUUCGAGUGCAACUUCCGCGACACGGACCCACCCCUCAAAUGUUCCGGUCGUCGCGGUAAGAUCACCUGCAUAGACAUAGACGGUUUGUUCAAUUGUAACCGUGGCACCUGCGAGCGCAUACGCACCCCUUACAACUGCGAUCGCAGGUGCGUCGAUAUCCCGACCAGGAAUAAGAACAUGAUCCUACUCAGCGGCGACAAGGUGUAUCUGAGCCAAUGCGAGCGAGCUAUAGACUUGGCGACCAAUCGCGAGAUUUGGCACGAGAACCGUGGCGACGUCAUGAUGGCCUCCUGCUACGGGAUAUUCAAUUCCACGUUGGGCGUGGAGGCGGUGGAUUGUAUCAACGGUUCCGUAUUGGAGAAAGACCUGCUGAGCGAUCUAACGAAUUUCACGUAUCUGUCCUACUUAAAUAUAUUCGCCACGAAGCCACUGGAUAAAGAGGUCGCGCCCCCGGAACAGAGCCUGAUCAUCGCCAACGAGAGCAAAUUGUUGAUCAACCUCGAAGGAUGCGUGAAUACGCUUCGGGACGAGUGCAAAGAUUUUCUUCACGAGUACGGGAAGGACGGGUCCGAUCACAACGCGCGUGCUAGAUUCCCGUGUUUCUAUGCCGAGGAUAAUACGGAAAUUGUCGUGUCGCGGUUCGAUUUACAGACGACAUAUAAAGAGUUCUUGAUCGCGCUAUUGCUACCGAGUAUUCUGUUUGUCGUCAGCUGUGUGACUCUGAUUUGCUGCCAGAGGACAGUCGUCGUCGGGGACGACGCUAAAAUGAGGUUCAAGGGCACACCCGGCACGCUCGUCUCGAUAGAGAGAAGCGCGUCGGGUAAUUUAGGGGAUGCUGGCGGAGGAGACUCCGUCAUGGCGCUCUGAGAUCCGUCACGCAUUCCCCUCCUGGAGGAGAGUCCGGCUCGUCAGUCGAUAUUCUCCCUGCGCGGGCAUUACUGAGGUGUGGAGAGGGGGGGAACGCGUGAUAAAAAAUCUCAUCUUGCAAUUUAAUAAAGCAAAAAAAGCAACACGUACACAUUCCUACAAAGUGUCGAGAAACGAGGCAAAAGGGAGCGGUCAGACAACAAAGAGAUCAAGAAGAAUUUAUCUACUCGCACUGCCUGCACUAAAUAUUUGAAAGAGCGUACAUGCAUGCUUAUGUGACACAUAUGUUUGUCACGUUGAACUUAUAAUUCCGCACGAUCCUCUCGUUCAGAAGAAAAUAACAACUCAAGAAAGAAGAUUUAUUCAAUUUUGGCGUUUUUUCCACACGUGACGUUUGUAGCUUUUAAGAAGUUCCCCUUUUCUGAUUAAUUUGCCGAGACCAAUAGCUAAUUUAACAACCAAGAGGCGCGCCUUGCUGAUGGAUGAUCGACUCGAGACGAGCUCUCGAUAGCCUGCUUACUUAACGAUCCAACAACUCGUCGUAAUUAGAAAGUUCGAACAUUGAUGUGAGCAACCUAGUGACGAAAAUCGGCCUACUCAAGCUCGAAAACCUUCAAGAAAACUCAAGAAAUUUUGCAUUUAAAGCUUAGAAAUUUCUAAAUUAAUGUAGUUUUAUAUCCAUUUAAAUUUCGAUUCUUGAAUAAUUGUUAUUUAAUUAUCUUCGUUAUACUAUAUCUUAUCCAAUUUUGCAAAUUUUUAAUUCUCUAAUUCUUAAAAUUCUAAAUGUUUUAAAUUCCUAAUUCUUUAAUUCUUAAAUAAAUCA
Monomorium pharaonis (pharaoh ant) is the source of this 5352-nucleotide messenger RNA. RefSeq lists its product as uncharacterized. Gene Ontology annotation, molecular function: sodium channel regulator activity. Gene Ontology annotation, biological process: regulation of sodium ion transport. NCBI's taxonomy places the organism in Eukaryota, Metazoa, Arthropoda, Insecta, Hymenoptera, Formicidae. The record is from RefSeq and is a predicted model, not a curated record. The coding region runs from base 3195 to 4529 and encodes 444 amino acids. The transcript has 2 exons.